Messenger RNA from Melampsora larici-populina 98AG31, 501 nucleotides. RefSeq lists its product as uncharacterized. Bases 1 to 501 code for a protein of 166 amino acids. The transcript is spliced from 3 exons. NCBI's taxonomy places the organism in Eukaryota, Fungi, Basidiomycota, Pucciniomycetes, Pucciniales, Melampsoraceae. The record is from RefSeq and is a predicted model, not a curated record.
AUGGAUGAUUAUACCGCCCUCUUGACCACCAUUGUACCCACCACAGCCGAAGCAACACGUGUGAGAUUAGGGGAGGAAGGAGUUGGUUGGUUCUCAACCCCAACCAGUCUCACCUUGAAAGAUGAUGAAGGUGGUCACCACAUUGAACCACUGACAGCUCUUGGAUAUGUUCUCCCACGGCACAGGCUCAAGCAAUGUAGAACCUAUCAACUCAUUGGGCCUCUUGGGAUUGACUCCAAAACUGAAGAAGCCUUCAUCAAACAUACUCUUGACACACGCAUUGAGGUUGGAACCCACUGUCCUGAUCUGGAAGCUCUUGCUGGGAGAUCCAUGCUUAGUGGCCUUGGUAAGGUGCUCAAUGUUACCUUUGACAACGUGGCCAUUCCAAGGGUUUGGAAUUUGACUGUCACUGCACAGCACCAUUGCUAUGACCCUGUUGUACAACAUGCUGGUUCAAUGGCACAGUACAAGGGAGAGAUCCCAUCUCCAAAAAUUUCAUAG